UUGGGUAAUCGUUCUUAAAGUUUGUUUUAAAAGUAAAAUAUUCGUUCGUGACUGUGUUAUCUCUACCAAAAUGCGCUCAAUCUUAACUCCUCGUUGUCUUAUUGGGACGCGCGCUUGCUUCAGUUCCAAGUCGAUAUUCGUUCCUGCACACGAGCCUGCCUUGGAAAGUGAUCUGUAUCGAUUGGAGAAAUUUCUUGAUGAUAAGCCACACAUUCUUGUGCUAACGGGCGCCGGUAUCUCCACUGAGUCAGGAAUACCAGAUUAUCGGUCCGAAGGUGUUGGACUCUAUGCCCGGUCCAACCACAAACCAAUUCAGCACGGAGAUUUUGUUAAAUCAGAAUCUGUGCGCAAAAGAUAUUGGGCACGAAACUAUGUAGGCUGGUCACGGUUUUCGGCCAUCGCUCCGAACGUUACCCACUACACCCUAGCCCGUUUGGAGCGGGAACAGCGGAUAUCGGGCAUUGUGACACAGAACGUUGACAAGCUGCACACCAAGGCAGGAUCGAAGAGCGUAGUUGAGCUUCAUGGCAGCGGAUAUAACGUUAUCUGUAUCGGUCGGUCAGGUAAAGGUUGUGAUUACCAUAUUCCUAGACACGAAUUUCAGUCCAUACUGGAUCAACUGAACCCCCGUAUGGAAGAUGGAUCAACUAUGAUGCGGCCAGAUGGAGACGUAGAACUGCCUCAGGAAUACGUGGAGAACUUCAAAAUUCCACCUUGUCCACAUUGCGAUGGAUCCUUGAAGCCGGAGAUUGUGUUCUUCGGUGAUAACGUCCCGAUACCACGCAUUGAGCGAGUGGUGCGAAUGAUCAUCGAGUCGGAUGGUGUUUUGGUGCUCGGUUCCAGUCUCACCGUCUUUUCCGGCUACAGAAUUGUACUUCAGGCAAAGGAAUUAGGACUACCGGUAGCAAUAGUCAACAUUGGUCAGACACGUGGCGACCCGAAAGCGGAUUUGAAGAUUUCAGCCAGAUGUGGCGAAUUGAUGCAAAAUUUAUUCAAACAUUGAAACAGUCUCUUGAAUAGAAUCAUUGAUGAGCUCUUUUGAACAACCUUUUCAAUGAUGAGUCACACUUUUAAACAAACUCUGGAAUCUUUAAGAUUUAGUAAAGGGACAAGUUGUGCUGAAUAAUCGUAUCUCAAGAAAAAAUAAACUUAAAAAAAAAAUUGGUACAUGCAGCCAAGUUGUCCUGCUCUUACUUAGUAUUUUACAGAACUUUACUCACGUUUGUA
Molecule: messenger RNA, 1227 nt
Organism: Ochlerotatus camptorhynchus
Lineage: Eukaryota; Metazoa; Arthropoda; Insecta; Diptera; Culicidae
Gene: Sirt4
Product: Sirtuin 4
Exons: 2
Coding region: 71-1003 (310 amino acids)
Cellular component (GO): mitochondrial matrix; nucleus
Molecular function (GO): NAD+ binding; NAD-dependent protein lysine deacetylase activity
Source: RefSeq, a predicted model, not a curated record